Molecule: messenger RNA, 1149 nt
Organism: Penicillium salamii
Lineage: Eukaryota; Fungi; Ascomycota; Eurotiomycetes; Eurotiales; Aspergillaceae
Source: the annotation of a GenBank genome assembly
AUGUGGAAGUCGACGCUCACGGCGUUGGCCCUGUGCACAUCUCCAUUUGCAUCUUCACCCCUAGCGGACUUCGCACUGCAAAAAGUCCUGGAAGAUGCAGCCCCGAUAUUUGGACCCUACGCCCACAGGUCAGGAAAUAGGUCGCAAUGGAUGAAACAAUAUCCAGACGAAACAUUGCUGGUUCACAUGAAUAUCCCAGGGACCCAUGACAGCGCCACUUGGAAUUACACUCAGGCCUCGCAAGAUGCGUUGAAAGGCAUCACCGACCUUAACCAGGUUACUGUGCCCGCUCCAAUGACAUUUCGUUGUCAACAGUUAUCUUUGAUCAAUAUGCUUGAUAUGGGCAUACGCGCAUUCGACUUGCGGUAUGCUUACGAUCCCACCAACACCACUCUGAUUUUCUAUCAUUCCAAGGCCCUGCUGUCGGAAAUAGCCACCGUCGACGAUGUUUUGUUUGGAUUUUACCAGUGGCUAGAUGACCACCCUUCGGAGACAGUGUUCCUGUCGCUGCAGUAUGAGAGCUCAACAUCUCCCUAUGCGUCCAACGACGCGACCUUGCAAUUGCUGCUUCAUAAUAUCCUCACUUCCCCAGCUGCUCGUCAGUAUUUUAUUCAAAAUAAAGAUACCCUGGGGAAAUUGGGGGAUGCACGUGGAAAAAUCAAUCUUUUGCGCCGAUUCGAUCUGGAUAAAAUACCACAGUCUUAUACAGACGCGCUCCCUGGACUUCACUUCUCGCCUCGUCUCUGGACUGACAACGGUCAAGAUAUUGAACUAGUUUACAAUGCCGCGGACAAUCUGACUGCUUAUAUCGAGGACUACUACCAGCCCCUCACACCAAUGGGAUCUGAAGCAAAGGAGAAUAUCCGAUGGAAAUACAACGCUACUGUGAAACACAUCCACAAAGCUACCAAGGAGCAUCCGGACAGUUUGUUCUGGACCUUUGCAUCCGCUACAAAUACCCCGAAUGAACCCCCCAUUUGGCCUCGCAUAAUGGCUUUGGGGAACGGCACGGAAUAUACUCCAGUUGGUGGGGUAAACCAGUUCCUGGUUCCUUUUUUGAGAGGACAGAAAGGCAAGCGGGUGGGGAUUGUGAUGUUUGAUUUCUUUGAUCAGCCGUCCGAGCUGAUUGAUACCUUCCUGGAGCUAUAG